AAUCCUUUUCACUCAGACUGAACUUCCGAAGUUCGCUGCUCGCAUCAAGUAGAUCCAAUAAAAAAUCGUGCGAGAACCUUCAAGUUAGCUUGCGUACUAACCUUCCCUUGAUCAAGUCUACUAAGACGAAAAUCAAUGUUGACCACAUGUUUGGAAUCAUAAUCAUUUUAUGUACCACAAGCACUCUGUUCACCUUCGGAUGUUACGUCUGCUGUUGUCUUUACCUCUUCUCUUGGAAGUAGCCUUCGAAGAUUUCAGCGACGUCAUACUCCUGAAACUCUUCGCACAGCUUUGGAGCCGCCGGUGCUUUCGUUCGCUCACAAAGAGUCAUAUGUCAAAGAACGUGGUCAUCAUUGGUCAAACUGGGGCGGGGAAAAGCUCCCUCAUCAACAUGCUUUGUCCCGGGGCCAAUGCUCCUACCUCGAACGACACAACCGGUUGCACACAUGUAGAAAGGGAGUAUCGAUGUGAUCUCGGGGACAGAUUUUCUUGUCAAGUACACGAUACAAUUGGUCUUGAAGAAGGGCGUUGGGGCUUCCUUUGGGCCCCGAAAGCGGAAAGGCGGCUCAUAACGUACUUGAAGAAGAUGAAGAGCCCGCACCUUCUGGUAUACUGUAUUCCGGCAGGGCGAGGCCUCCUGAAGAAAUCGGAUGGGCGCAACUACCAGAAGUUCAAAUCGGCGGUGGGCAAAAAUGUGCCGGUCGUAGUGGUUGUCACCCAUUUGGAGAAUUUUAGAGGUCCCUUCAGUAGUUGGUGGUCGAACAAUGUGGACAAACUCAAAGCGGUCGGUAUUCCUGUGGAUACUAGGCAUGCAUGCAUCACUACGCUACCCAAGGCUGACCUUCAUAUCCUUUGCAUGGAAGAAACACUCUACGAUAAUUCAUGCGCGGAUGUCAAAUCUCUCAUCAGACAUAUUCUUUCCAAAAUGUAACGGUAGAUCCAUAUAUCACGGUGCAGUCUACGAGUCCACUUCAUCUUCAUGUUAUGAUAGACAUCUCACUUACCAAUCACUCACUAUAUAGCUACGUCAUGAUGCAUGAGUGCUAGAGCAUCGAUACACUACUGUGAAGUCAUAAAUAUUUGUAUGUGUUCACUGUUAAUCGAAUCCUCAAGGCCUCACAA
Suillus fuscotomentosus is the source of this 1122-nucleotide messenger RNA. Its product is annotated as P-loop containing nucleoside triphosphate hydrolase protein. Bases 170 to 931 code for a protein of 253 amino acids. Gene Ontology annotation, molecular function: GTP binding. Lineage: Eukaryota; Fungi; Basidiomycota; Agaricomycetes; Boletales; Suillaceae. The transcript has 4 exons. The record is from RefSeq and is a predicted model, not a curated record.